AUGCGCGCAUCGGCACAAGCUGCCUGUCUGAUAAAAUUUCGUAAGCUAAUUAGUCAAACUGGCACGGAUGAUGAUUUAUUCGAUAGAAUUAAUUAUAAAUAUACAGUAGCAUUUUUACUAUUAUUAACCUUAUUAGCAACUACAAGUCUAGUUGGAUCAAAUCGUAUACAAUGUUGGUCUCGAGCAAAUUAUCCUAAAUUCUAUGUUAAAUAUAUAAAUUUCAUUUGUUUUAUAACCGAAACAUAUUAUAUUUCGCAUGAUGAAAAUAUACCGAAAAAUAUCGCGGAUAGGAAAAGUCGUUUGCUUAACUAUUACCAGUGGACACCAUUUAUCAUUCUAUUAAUGGCUCUAUUUUUCUAUUUACCUCGUAUGAUAUGGCGUGCAUUGAGUGUUCGAUCAGGUAUUGAUCUAUUGGAUAUUAUCGAAGCAGCUGGUGAAAGUAAAACGGUGAAAGAAGUUAGUGAUCAUGAUGAAAUGGUUAAAUAUAUUGUUGAUACAAUUGAUAUGUAUGUAGAUGAUGCUAGACGACAACAAGAUGCUGAUAAAAGGCAGACACAUAUAUUACGAAAAUUAUGUCAGUUAUGUUGCUGUAUGUUAGGUAAAUUUUUGGGAAAUUAUUUUAUUACAUUAUAUUUGUUUAUCAAAGUUGUCUAUAUUUUAAAUGUUAUUUUGCAAAUAUUAUUGCUAAAUUUAUUCUUGGAUACAAAUUUUAUGAAGUUUGGUUUUGAAAGUAUUAAAAUGUUUCGUUAUGGCUUAAAUCAGCCAGAAUCAAAAUAUUUUCCUCGUGAAACACUCUGUGAUUUUUAUGUUCGUGAACCAUUGAGAGGUGGUGAACCAUUACAACGAAUAACAGUACAAUGUGUAUUAACUGUAAAUUUAUUCAACCAGGUAUAAAUAGAAAGUUGACAUCGAUCUAUAGAUAAAUAUUUUACUAUUUAGAAACUAAACUUUUUGAAUGGAUUGGAAAAUCUAAUAUUUUCCAAAACAUUGAGAAUUCUAACGCAUUCAAAGACAUUGAAAAUUUUGUUUAUUCUAAUGAAAUUAGAAUCAAAUUUUUCUUUGAAUUGAUUUAGAUUUCUAAUUUUUGAAAUAUAUUGAAAAAUCUGCUGCUGAAAGUACUCAAAGACAGUUGUUGACACAUUUGAAGGCAUUUAAGACAUACAGGAAUUCGAUUUUGACACCUCUGAAUACUGACAAGAAGACACUUUAAAAAAUCUUAGAAGACAAUUCGACUAUACUAAAAUAACUACUGGGUCUCACUGCAAGAUAGAUUUUGUAUCACAUUUUGAAUAACAACAAUUGUACUUACAAAAUUGGAUAAUAUCAUAAAAAAUCACAAGAAUACUUUAGAUUCGGUUACACGCUAAAGAUUCUUUACGUGUCUGAAUGUGGUAUUUCUUGUGUAUGUUCAUGAAAAAGUUUUCUGAAAGUCUUAAACAGCAAUUCCAUUAGUCCAAAAGAAUGGUGGUUAUAGGAAAAUGUCUCUGUAGACAAAUAUGCAAAAGAGGGGACUUAAAACUGAAAAUCACCACUGGACUACUGGAAAUCUAUUUUUUGGAUAUUUAACCUUUUUAGCUCUUUUUUUAUCAAAAAACAAAAAUAGUUACGAUUAGAUUCUUUAUCUUGUAGAAGAAUGUCUCAGUUUGAAAUUGGACCAGUCUUAGCUCAAUACAUUUUGAUCUGAUUGAGAUUUCUCUGCAAUACAAACAAUCCCAAUUUGGCUCACGUUCGAGUGACAUUUGCUAAAUGUUGAUAGACAGAGCCUCGAAAAAAUUGUAAACUCUUUUAUAAGGUAUAAUUAGGCGUUUUUAGUUACUACUGUCCGUUUAAAAAUAUAAUGGAGUAACUCCUUUUUUUAAUAACUAUUUAACAAUGAGAUAGAGACUUGCGCCAUCGUGUA
Messenger RNA from Didymodactylos carnosus, 1900 nucleotides. Lineage: Eukaryota; Metazoa; Rotifera; Eurotatoria; Philodinida; Philodinidae. The record is from the annotation of a GenBank genome assembly.